CAUAGUUUCAGAAAGUUAAUUCAUUUCCAUGGUGCCACAUACUAGUCACCAUUUCUAGGCAGAAUCUAGUGCUGGUCUUAAAAGUUUUAUGCAUAUUUCUGCCAGCACAUCUGUUUAUUUCAUAUUUAGCUUUCUGAUCUCAUAUUGUGAGUUAAAAUUACUCUUAAUAGCCACUGAGAAGAUGGGUUUCGAAUACCUAAACCCAAUAGAUGCUUCUUUUUUUUUUUUUUUAUUAAAUUUAUUUCUUGCCUUCAUUUAGUUUCAUUCCACAGAAGCUAUAGCUUGUCGCUGUGAAUAAUUAUGUAAUACCAUUGAAGCAAUCUGAACUAUAUUACAACGCAGUUCUUAGAUCAAAGUUCACCGCAAAACUUUCAUGCUCAUCUUCUGGGCAGAGAUGAACUUAAUAAGUAAAUCAUGAAGAGCAACAUAUCUAGACACAGAAAAAUGCGUUAAACAUAAAACCUUUAUUGACCAGCAUCAUUGUUCAGGAUAGAUUUGUUAUUGACCUAAUUUAUUUAAUAAGUAAAUGGGAAUGGUGCCAUUUCGUGAGAAAAUAUUAACACGUAGCUCUGUUGGUAAUACAUGAUACAAUAUCUACGCACCUCGGCAAGGUCUAUGCUGUGUGAGGGUCUUUCAAGACUACCCCCAAGUCCUAUUCCGAAGAUGAAGGAAAGCAACAACAACAACUCUUCUGGUGAAUCAGGUAGCGAGCGAGCCCAUAGUCCUGAUACAGAACAUACCCAGCAAGGAUCGAGAACAGAAGCAGGAAGAUCAUAUUCAUCGUCCUCAGACCAGAGGCGAUCGAACCAUGAGAAUUCCCGCGAUGACCACAAGAAAGAGAGAUUAGACCGAUCCAAAUACUGUGAUGACCGUCAUUCUCGGACCAGCGAUGACAAAACUCGGAGAUCUUCACACGAUGACAGGAGAAGGGACAGCGACCCCAGAGACGGAAAGGAUGUUAGGAAAUCCAGAGAAGAAGAAAGAAGAUGUAGAGAAGAGGAUAGACGGAAGGAAAGGUCUACUUCUCGGUCAAACAAAGAAGAUAAAAGUGAUGACAAGGAGAAGAGUGACAAAGAUCAUCACCAUCGCGACGAAAGGCGAGAUCGAGACAGACGCAGACAUCGUGACAGAGAUCGUCGGCAUCCCAGGGAAGACAGAGGAAAAGAUAGACACAGGGAAGAACGUCCGACCUAUCACAAAGAGAAAGAAAGAGUAAGGUCGCGAUCUAGAUCCCAACCCAGAGACCAUCCGCCACCGCCAUUCAGGGCAAUGAGUUAUCGAGAAGAGAAAAGCCGAAAUAAAUUAGCUCAGUUGGAAAAACUGGGAAUUGAAUUAAAGGCUCCAGAGGGAGAUAACACCGCAGCUAAUGUUCAAACUGAACAGAACUUUUACAAUCCACUCGCUACAGCCACUCAAGGAAAAUACGCAGAGCAAAUUCAAAAACGGAAGCUUUUGUGGGCAAAUAAGUCUAAACCAGAGGAAGGUAAAUCAACCAGCUCAGCAGCUGGAACAGCAAAUACAUGGGUUGGCACAACAUUCACGCAUGAUCAAGAUGGUAAAGUAACAGCAAAGUUCAAGAGAUUGAUGGGGAUCAAAGGAGAUUUGCCCGUGUCUGUACCUGCUGCUGGAGCAAAGCCAGAAAUCUUGAAAAAACAAGAGGAAAUGUUCAGCAACAUGGAACAACAGUACGAAGUUGCACGGGCAACUACACACACUCAACGUGGAGUCGGAUUCGGCUAUGCUACAGGAGGGUAUCAGUUUCCACGAUAAGAGUUGAGACCAUCUAAACACUUUACUUAAGACUAAUGAAUUAUUUCUACGGACAACGGUUACCCGUUAGUAUUGAUUACAGUAGCCUAACAAGUCGUUAAUAGUUUAAAAACUGGUAAGUUGGAUUAUUCAAGCGACCUAACUCACAACAGAUCAUUAAUAUAUAGGUAUGCUCUGCAUUAGUCGUAAGACUUUCUCAAAUCUUUCGGCACUUAUGGGGAUAGAAAAACUUGUUAAUUAUCCUUAGUGUCACAUUGACACAUGUUAUUGAUUUAUUUGUCUUUUAGACCAGGGUAACUCGUUGUCAGAUUCCGAAUGAGUCUUACGACUAUAAUUUAGUGUACCUGCUGUUACCAAAAUUAGAACACGUCAUACGAUAUUAAAAUUGUAGCGAAAAUGUGACACCGCGUAAGAGUUGAAACAACUAUGUACUUGUACUGUAAAAAUAAAUUUAAUACAUACCCAAUAACAAUAUUCAGAAUA
Athalia rosae (coleseed sawfly) is the source of this 2253-nucleotide messenger RNA. RefSeq names its product arginine/serine-rich coiled-coil protein 2-like. The record is from RefSeq and is a predicted model, not a curated record. NCBI's taxonomy places the organism in Eukaryota, Metazoa, Arthropoda, Insecta, Hymenoptera, Athaliidae. Bases 583 to 1770 code for a protein of 395 amino acids. The transcript is spliced from 4 exons.